This is a messenger RNA of Peromyscus californicus insignis, 3358 nucleotides long. RefSeq names its product zinc finger protein 420-like. NCBI's taxonomy places the organism in Eukaryota, Metazoa, Chordata, Mammalia, Rodentia, Cricetidae. Gene Ontology annotation, cellular component: nucleus. The record is from RefSeq and is a predicted model, not a curated record. The transcript has 5 exons. Bases 297 to 2504 code for a protein of 735 amino acids. Gene Ontology annotation, molecular function: RNA polymerase II transcription regulatory region sequence-specific DNA binding; DNA-binding transcription factor activity, RNA polymerase II-specific. Gene Ontology annotation, biological process: regulation of transcription by RNA polymerase II.
CUGAAGAACAGGAAAUUCCACCAUUCCCUGUUGGACUUGGGGAAGCUUCCUUUUCCGGAACUGGGUGAGGAAGACCCGGCGGGUAUUAGGGGACCUGAAACUCCCCGGAGCCGCAGUCGCCGCGCCGGGGCGGCCUGGGAAAGUCACCAGUCAGCAGCGCAGUGGCGGGAACCGCAGCCCGGCGGCCCUGGAACCUCCCAGUUCCAGGUGCUUUCUGAAGAAUCCCUUUCCCAUAUGCAAGUCUCACAUUGCUCAAUAAGUCCUGCUCACCUGGGAAUCAGAACAAAGAGCUCUGCAUGGUGAAGAGAGAAGAGACAAUAUCAAAGGAUCCAGUUUCAAUAAGAAUUCCAGUCUUUGUUUCUGAGAGAGAAACUGAGAGAAGAGCAACAAGAAGAAUGAAUGCUUCUGUGAUAAAUGCUCCCCAGAGUCAAUUAACAUUCAGGGAUGUGGCUGUGGACCUCUCACAGGAGGAAUGGGAAUGUCUAGACUGUGUUCAGAGGGCAUUGUACAUGGAUGUGAUGCUGGAGAAUUACAACAAUCUAGUCUUUGUAGAGAACUAUUGCCUAUGUGAUAAAUAUGAGAAAGUCUUGGAUCAAGGCACAAAGCAUAUUGUCUAUGAUCAUGUGAAUAUCCAAGAGAAGCCUUUUCAAUGUAAUGAGCUUGGCCCAGUUAUUCAUGAAUCUUCUGAAAGUACAACGUAUGACAGAAAUGACAUUGCAGAAAACAGCAAGAAGGACAGAUUUGUUAACCACAGACAUGCCUCUGUUGAAUCAUUAAAUAUAAACAGAAAUGUAAGUGGGAACACUGGAGAAGAACCUUACAAUUACAAAGAAUGUGUAAACUCUUUAGAUUCCUGCUCUGUCAUUAGUCAACACCCAAUAAUCCAUACAACAAAAAAAGAACACAAAAAUACAGAGUAUGAUAAAUCUUUUGACUCUAAACAUAAAUUCACGAGGAAACAAACCAAUAGUAGAAAGAAGCCAUACCAAUGCAGGAAAUGUGGAAAAUGCUUUAAGUUUUACUCAAGCCUCAGUAGACAUCAGAGAGCUCAUACUAGAGAGAAAUCCUAUAAAUGUACAAAAUGUAAUAAAUCCUUCCUGCAUUUGUCCCAACUCAAAGUACAUUAUAAGAUCCAUUCCAGAGAAAAACCCUUCAAAUGUACAGAAUGUGGUAAGUGCUUUUUUCAUACAUCAGACUUGGAAAGACAUUACAGCAUCCACACUGGAGAGAAUACUUACAAAUAUAGUGAUUGUGGCAAAUCCUAUAUCUGCUGCUCAGAUCUUACAAAACAUCAGGAAACUCAUGGAGGAGAGAGACUUUCCGAAUGUAAACAAGGAACUGGGCCAUUCUAUACAUGGUCACACCUUGAAUACCAGUUUAGAACCUUUACAGAAGAGAAACUUUACAUAUGUAAUGAAUGUGGGAAAUCCCUUUAUACCUUUUCCGGUCUUAAAAGACAUCAGAGAACUCACACAGGUGACAAACCUUAUAAAUGUGAUGAAUGUGAGAAGUGCUUUACUGCGAAAGGCAGUCUGAGAACUCAUCAGAGAAUACAUACAGGAGAGAAACCUUACAAAUGUGAUGAAUGUGACAAAUCCUUUAUCCAGAAAAGCCAUUUUAGAAUUCAUCAGAGAAUACAUACAGGAGAGAAACUUUACAAAUGUAGUGAAUGUGAGAAUCUCUUUAUCUGUGUCUCUCAUCUUAGAAGUCAUCAGAGAAUACAUACAGGAGAGAAACCUUACAAAUGUAGUGAAUGUGAGAAAUCUUUUACUCAUCUUUCAGACCUUAGAAGACAUCAGAAAGUUCAUACAGGAGAGAAACCUUACAAGUGUAGUGAAUGUGACAAAUCCUUUACGAGGAAAUUCUAUCUUAGAACUCAUCAGAGAAUACAUACAGGAGAAAAGCCUUAUAAAUGUAGUGAAUGUGACAAAUUCUUUACACAGGCCUCAGAUCUUAGAAGACAUCAGAAAAUACAUACAGGAGAGAAACCUUACCAGUGUAGUGAAUGUGACAAAUCCUUUACCCAGAAAAGCAGUCUUAGAACUCAUCAGAGAAUACAUACAGGAGAGAAACCUUACAAGUGUAGUGAAUGUGACAAAUCCUUUAUAAGUAAAUUCUAUCUUAUAACUCAUCAGAGAAUACAUACAGGAGAGAAACCUUAUAAGUGUAGUGAGUGUGACAAAUUCUUUACGAGGAAAUUCCAUCUUAGAACUCAUCAGAGAAUACAUACAGGUGAGAAACCUUACAAAUGUAGUGAAUGUAACAAAUCUUUUACCAGCAGCUCUGUUCUGAAAAAACAUCAGAAAAUACAUACAGGAGAGAAACUUUACAAAUGUAGUGAAUGUGACAGAUUCUUUUCCGAGAAAUGCAAUCUUAGAACUCAUCAGAGAAUUCAUUCAGGAGAAAAGCCUUAUAAAUGUAGUCAAUGUGGGAAAUCCUUUAAUCAGAGAGCCAGCCUUAGAGCACAUCAAAACAUCCAUAUAAGAGAAGCCUUGAGAAUGUAAUGUAUGCAGAAAAGUUUUUACUUGCUUCUCAAGUCUAAGAAAACACUUGAAAAUUCAUAGCUGGGGAGAAAAAAUUCCAUAGGAAAUAAUAGGGCAUGUGCUGUUUCCAAGCUUUAUCCUUAGUCACACUUGAAGCUUCACACUGGAGAAUCAUUAUGAACAUGAGAAACUUGUGAAAACCUUUAAUAAUGUUUGAUCUUGGAAAGCAAGAGGUUAUGUUGAGGGAAAUUCUGAUAGUGUGACAAUGUAUGAAAAUUUUCAUUAAAACUUUUUACUCGGCCGGGCGGUGGUGGCGCACGCCUUUAAUCCCAGCACUCGGGAGGCAGAGCCAGGCGGAUCUCCUUGAGUUCGAGGCCAGCCUGGUCUACAAAGCGAGUUCCAGGAAAGGCGCAAAACUACACAGAGAAACCCUGUCUCAAAAAACCAAAAAAAAAAAAAAAAAAACUUUUUACUUGUUCAGCCUCAAAUAUUUCAUACUGCAGAAAACAUGCAGAAGCAUGAAUAUGCUGUUUUGUAACAGUUUCCUAGAGACUGAAAUGAUCCAUUCUGAAGGGAAACUGAAUAAGGCAGGAAAUCCCCAAAACUGACAAGAUUCAGUAUGCUUAACUCAAAUAAAGAAACUCAGACAACUCAUACCCCUUAGAAGAGGAUUUGACAAAUUGAGUCACCAAGACUGGAUGCUUUUAUCCUGUAGAUAUGCCUAUAGGUACUCUGGGUAUCCAAUAUUCAUUAGGUGUAUUCCAUGCUGGUUGUAUUUUAAUGAUGGCAACUGUCUUUUUGUCCCUUUUGCUCUAGUAAAUACUCCGUCCCCAUAUUCCUGUAAGGGAAAUAAAGCUGAUUGGUGCAACAAGUUA